AUGUACCCACAUGUUUACCAUCGGAUCCUUCCCUCCCUGGCGCCCGAAAUUUCCCGUGCCAUUCUUGGGAAUUCCGACAUUCCAAUCUCUCCAUUCAAAAUCCCCGUUGCUCGCUCCUCAGCCGCUGCUUCCUUCAAGCAGGGAACCCCCGCCGUCGGAUUCUCCGGGGCUCGUCUUCGCGACUUCCGACGCUCUGCGACGCCCGUUCACGCUCAGACGACUCUGCUACACAUGGCGACGGUUGCGACGAUCAAGGUCGGCGACAAGCUGCCCGACGGCAGCCUCUCGUACUUCGACGCGGAGGGCGCGCUGCAGACUAUCACUAUCGAGUCGCUCACCAAGGGCAAGAAGGUGGUGCUGUUCGCGGUGCCGGGCGCGUUCACGCCGACGUGUUCGCAGAAGCACCUCCCCGGCUUCAUCGCCAAGGCGGACGAGCUGCGCGCCAAGGGCGUCGACACCAUCGCGUGCGUCUCCGUCAACGACCCCUUCGUCAUGCGCGCCUGGGGCGACUCCGUCAACGCCGCCGGCAAGGUGCUGCUGCUGGCGGACGGCAGCGGCGUGUACACGGCGGCGCUGGGCGCGAGCCUGGAUCUGAGCGACAAGGGGCUGGGCGUGCGCUCGCGCCGCUACGCGCUGCUGGCGGACGACGGCGUCGUGACGGUGCUCAACCUGGAGGAGGGCGGCGCGUUCACCAACAGCAGCGCCGAGGACAUUCUCAAGGCGCUGUGA
Closterium sp. Yama58-4 is the source of this 729-nucleotide messenger RNA. Lineage: Eukaryota; Viridiplantae; Streptophyta; Zygnematophyceae; Desmidiales; Closteriaceae. The record is from the annotation of a GenBank genome assembly.